Messenger RNA from Plectropomus leopardus (leopard coralgrouper), 569 nucleotides. The record is from RefSeq and is a predicted model, not a curated record. Lineage: Eukaryota; Metazoa; Chordata; Actinopteri; Perciformes; Serranidae.
GUGCGACUCAGAUGCUGCUGUUGGCUCGGCGAACAGACCUGCGGCACAUCUCUCUGGACACGCCGGACUUCACCGACAUCAUCCUGCAGGUGGACGACAUCCGGCACGCCAUCGCCAUCGACUACGACCCCGUGGAGGGAUACAUCUACUGGACGGACGACGACGUGAAGGCCAUCCGCCGCUCGCUGCUUGACGGCAGCGACGCACAGUUCGUGGUCACGUCUCAGGUCAACCACCCGGAUGGCAUCGCCGUGGACUGGAUCGCCCGCAACCUUUACUGGACCGAUACUGGGACCGACCGCAUCGAGGUGACGCGACUCAACGGGACAAUGCGCAAGAUCCUGAUCUCCGAAGACCUGGACGAGCCCAGAGCCAUCGUCCUGGACCCCGUGGCGGGUUACAUGUACUGGACCGACUGGGGGGAGGUGCCGAAGAUCGAGCGGGCAGACCUGGACGGGAUGGAGCGUCUGGUGAUGGUCAACACGUCUCUGGGCUGGCCCAACGGCCUCGCCCUCGACUACGAAGAGCGCAGACUCUACUGGGGGGACGCCAAGACGGAUAAGAUCGAG